AUGGAAACGCGCAGUACGCCUCUCGAAAAUCAACCACGACUUCCCCGCAUAGCCCUAAGCAAGCGAAAUCGGGCUGUCGUGAGGGCUCUGAACCCAAUGCUGGUGACCUAUUUGGAAGCCAGCCGGGACCUUUGCGAUACGGACUUUAUUCUUUUUGGCGCUGCGCUGGCAGUCUGCCAUAUCAUAGGCGCCAAGGUUUCCAAGGCUGGACGCGCUACUGGCCAAAGUAGCGCUAUCCCAGCAUGGAGAAAAAGAAUUGAGAAGCGUAUCGCAAAGGCUACAGCUCUCAUCGGCUUCUCAUCUGAUAAACUCCAUAUCGGGCAAUAA
Messenger RNA from Parnassius apollo (apollo), 327 nucleotides. NCBI's taxonomy places the organism in Eukaryota, Metazoa, Arthropoda, Insecta, Lepidoptera, Papilionidae. The record is from the annotation of a GenBank genome assembly.